AUGGUUUCGGCAUUCACGGUUCGAAGUACCAAUACUUUCCUAAGCCAUAUUUUGACUUUGACCUCCUCGAAAGAAUGUCGUGUGGUUCAAAUGAUUCGAUUCCAUGCACUUGCAAAGGCGUUGUCAAAGCAACCUAUAAAAGUUGUUAGGCAAUGCAACGAUUCUGCUAUUCAGCUAAGCAAUUGUUAUUUUCUUGCUUUAAAUUACCAGCAAAACUGGUCAAAUCAAGCUAUGGCUUUAGGACUCGAGAAAAUUCAUUCAUUGCAUUGGUCGCUAAACUGUGAAAUAGAUCGACCAUUAGAACUUGAGCGGUAG
Plasmopara halstedii is the source of this 315-nucleotide messenger RNA. RefSeq lists its product as uncharacterized. NCBI's taxonomy places the organism in Eukaryota, Oomycota, Peronosporomycetes, Peronosporales, Peronosporaceae. The record is from RefSeq and is a predicted model, not a curated record. Bases 1 to 315 code for a protein of 104 amino acids. The transcript has 3 exons.